UUCGCUCAGGUUCUGUGCAAUGUUCGGUGAAUGGUCGAUAGACUGCCGCCUUGACACGUGCUUGGGCCAAAGCCGCCUUUUCCCAUUAUGUCUUUGAUAUACAGCAUACACCACUACUGAGACACUUGCAAUCAACGCACACUCCCGAUGGAGGCUGAGAGCACCAGUGCAAAGCCUUUUGAAGGUUCAGGGGCAUCAAAGCCGGUUGACAUCCUCACCACCCAAGCGUCCGUCUUCUACGCGAACCUCCAGCCGGUCCUGCUGUUAUCCACCAUUUUCCUAAGCUUCAAGACAUUGGUAAAGGAUCCAGUCAGCACAUUGACCGGCCUUGCACCGCCGCUCGCACUCGUACAGGCCAUUUACUGCGUUGUAUGCCUCCCCUCGAGCGGUCAAGCUCCGACCCAAGCGCAUAAGCCCGGCCAGAAAAGGAAGGCACAGAAGGCUGGUCAACAUCUUUGGGCGAAGAUAACACCUGCAUUUGUGUCCACCGUCCUUACCACAACACUUUCCGCGCCAGUUCUCUACAUUGUAGUCGUCCUUUUCGGCGCACCGCUUGUCAGCCACCACCCGCAUACCUUCCUACUCGCACUACACCUCGCGCUGCUCACGACACCGCAGCUGUACUACGUACACGGUCUCGAUCCCACCACGUGGCUACAAAUCGCGAGCUUGCAAGUGCCGAUAGAUGAAACGUAUGGCAUGAGUUUGGGUGCUUGUGUUGGAGCGUGGCUAGGUGCAAUACCCAUUCCCCUUGACUGGGAUCGCGACUGGCAACGGUGGCCUGUAACCGUCGUGACGGGGUUGUACAUCGGCGCUGUAGUAGGUAAGAUUGCAGGAGGCUAUGUGUUCAAAGGCUGGAAGAUCAAGCUAUCGUGACGCAGUUGGACUUCGAAGUCAGCAAGUCCAUACACUAAUUACUGAGCAAACGCGACAAUCCCGCCUCCUGCUCAUGCUCCUCGUAACAUCACAGUCUGCCAAACAGCGAACUUGCGGUGAUAAGCGUGUUGUUCACCGAGACCAACCCCAGCGA
Baudoinia panamericana UAMH 10762 is the source of this 1030-nucleotide messenger RNA. RefSeq lists its product as uncharacterized. Gene Ontology annotation, biological process: GPI anchor biosynthetic process. Bases 148 to 876 code for a protein of 242 amino acids. The transcript has 2 exons. Gene Ontology annotation, cellular component: endoplasmic reticulum membrane. Lineage: Eukaryota; Fungi; Ascomycota; Dothideomycetes; Mycosphaerellales; Teratosphaeriaceae. The record is from RefSeq and is a predicted model, not a curated record.